CCCUAGCCGCCAGCCUUCGGUCCGAAGUUCGUCUCUUCAACUGGCCAACAACUGGCCACCAUCGACAGAGGCGACAGGGAGAGAAACGACAUGACGACGUCCGUAACGCUCAUCGAUUUGAUCUCUACAACUCCCUACCUACUUGCUUACGCCCUCCCCCUUCUUUUGUUCUCACUCGUUCUCGCUUUCGCUGGUGCUUUCCUUACUGUUGAUCGAUCGCGUUCCUUCGUACCCAAUCGUGAAGUUCCCCAAAUCCCGGAGUCAUAUCCUACCACAAAGUCCAAUCACUUUCGGUUUUACCUCGAAGGCGGCAUUGGAGGUAUCUUGGUUGGAUACUGCUUUGGCUUGCACAUCUCAACUUGUUUCUCCCUCUUGAUACCCAAUGAGUCCUCUGCGACCGCUCUCACAGACAAGUCAUUUGUCGCUGUCUGGUUCCUUUCCUCCAUUCCGUCCGCCAUCUUAGCUGGGCGGUUCAAGUGCGCUGCCCUCGCGUUCACAGGCAUCACGGGCGGCACCUCACUUGCUCUAGGCGUAUCCGUCGCUUUCCAUCCUGCUCUCCUUACCCGUCGCAUCCUCGUCGCACUUCUCGUCCCCAUUCUCACCAUUCUCACCCUUCUUCCCCUCGCCAAGGCCCAGCACCAUUUCAUACGUCUUGCAGCCAGUGCGACCGGGGCUCUAGGUCUGGUCCUCUCCAUUGCUUUAAUGGCGCAUGUCUCCUCCUGGGCGGACAUUUGGGAUAGAUUAUGGCUUAGUAAUGGCGAAGAUUGGGGCACAGCCGCUGAGCACGGCUUGAGUGCGGCAUUUUGGUUUAUACUGGUGCUAGGAUGUGCAGCGGACUUCACUCUGAACAGGUGCUUCGGAGGAAAUCCAGACGAGCAUGCGCAGAAAUGGGAUUCAUAUCUGGCCGAUUACGCUACCUCGCUCCCCAAUUGUCCCGAUCGUGCGGGCACCUUCCAACCCAAUACCUCUUCGUUUUGGGAUCGUAUACUUCAUCCGGCAAGACAUACACCAUCCCCACUUACCCAGUCUCGUUCCCCGGGCUUGACUGAGUACCCGCUUUCUUCUGUGGGCUCACCACCACCUUUUUCAACCACUGUCCAGGAUCUCAGGGCGGAGAAGACUGGGUUUGCAGCCCCAAGUGCCGUUUUCGAAUACGAGAAAAAGCCCGGGAUGCUUCGCAAAUCGUCAGACCGUCCCUUCGCCCGCCUCAUGGCACUGACACACUCAUACGCCUCCGAAAUUACCAACACGCCCGGUCUCAAAGGUGGGCGUAAGCGCGAGGCAGUGAAAUUCCGCCCUCUUAGCCAUGACGACGCGUUCAGUUCAGACGACGAUAAUGACGAUCAGACCAAAGUGGACGAUGCCCUAUCGCUGCCUCCACCUCAGCGCCACCUUUCCACCCGUACGACUUCUUCCAGGACACUCGCAAGCGGAUUCGACUCCCGCACCGUAUCGAAAGCCGAGGAUCUGUUCUCCCUCAGCUCAGAGGCUACUCUCGAGGCAGAUAGUCAGAGGGAAAAGAGGCGCGUGACAAAUACUGGGCGCACCUUUGAUGAUGGUCCUAUCCCCGAAUACUCUGACGGCGAAGGGGAGGAUGUCACGGCUGGGUCAACUAUCCGUCGAGGUUCUUCCGGGACGAGUCUCCCAUUCACCACGAGACAUCGCAACAGUAAUGCGGAUGUUCUUUCUCUCGUUCCCAUGGUCCCCGGUCAGAGGCCCUAUCCACCGAUUCCUUCAGUUGGGGCCGUACCGAUGACUGCGUCGCUCAUGCAUGCCUUGGAUCGCGUCGCUGUGGCUCAGCAGGAUGCUCUCAUCAACACCAGCAAUAUCGAACCGGCCGGACUUCCUGUCGCCGCAAACUCAUCGCCUGUGCUCCCCAAGUACAACGCGACAGGUCCUUCCGGCGCUCGAGUUGGUCAAAGUUGGGAUUCUUUUUGGAAAGAUGUGACAGAUAAAGCGAGCGAGGACGUGAGGCGCUGA
Molecule: messenger RNA, 1980 nt
Organism: Stereum hirsutum FP-91666 SS1
Lineage: Eukaryota; Fungi; Basidiomycota; Agaricomycetes; Russulales; Stereaceae
Exons: 4
Coding region: 91-1980 (629 amino acids)
Source: RefSeq, a predicted model, not a curated record